AUGCAGGAGUCUCCAGGUGCCAUGGGCGUAGAUGGCAGCUACGCCAGCAACGUUCCAGCCUUUCUCACAAAGCUGUGGACCCUGGUGGAGGAUCCAGACACCAACCAUCUCAUCUGCUGGAGCGCUACUGGGACUAGUUUCCAUGUGUUUGACCAGGGACGCUUUGCCAAGGAAGUUCUGCCAAAGUACUUCAAACACAAUAAUAUGGCAAGCUUCGUUCGACAGCUCAACAUGUAUGGUUUCCGUAAGGUGGUGAACAUUGAGCAGAGCGGUCUGGUGAAGCCUGAGAGAGAUGACACAGAGUUUCAACAUCUGUACUUCCUCCAGGGACAUGAGCACAUGCUAGAACACAUCAAGAGGAAGGUAUCCAUAGUGAAGAGUGAGGAGACCAAAGUUCGUCAGGAGGACCUCAGUAAACUGCUGUAUGAGGUUCAGCUUCUCAGAACGCAACAGGACAACAUGGAGUGUCAGAUGCAGGACAUGAAACAGCAAAACGAAGUACUGUGGCGAGAGGUGGUCUCACUGAGACAGAACCACACACAGCAACAGAAAGUCAUGAACAAGCUGAUUCAGUUUCUGUUCAGCCAGAUGCAGUCUAACACACCCAGCACUGUGGGCCUAAAGAGAAAGCUGCCUCUGAUGUUGGACGAUGGCUCGCCCAGCCCCCCUGCCUCCAAGUUCAGCCAUAGUCACCCAAUGGAACCCAUGCAUGAGCCCUUCUACAUCCAAUCUCCAUCCAGUGAUACUGCUUCCUGCUCCACUAGUGGGCUGACAGGAGGACCAAUCAUAUCAGAUGUUACUGACAUGUCUCAGGCCAGCAUGGCCCUCCAGAUGCAGCCCGAUGAGACCGGGGAGAAGUGCAUGAUGCUUAUCAAAGAGGAGCCUGUGAGUCCAGGAGUGAGAGGAGCAGGGACAGGAGGCAGUGUAGGGGGAGGAGAGGCCGUAGCAUUGACCUCCUCCUGUGAGGUGUGCGCCUCAGAACCUCCGGUCCUACCCGUCGCAAUGGUCCAGUCUGUUCUGGAGGGGAGGGGCUCUGUGGCCUCUAUGGUAGAGAGGAGGAGUAAGAGACCUGCCCUGGACAGAGUGGAGGUUUCAGAUGCCGUGGAGAAUGUGGAUAUGAGCCUGGAGGAGCUUCAGCAGCUGCUCAGGAGCCAUCAGCAGAGCACUGUGGAGGCCGGGGCCAGUGCUGUUAUGGAUCCCUUCAGUUUAAACCUGCCUCUGACUGAGUGGAACUUCACAGAGAUGGAGUCUAACCUCAAAUCAUACAUGUUCCAGAACCAGGAAGCGGAGGCUUUUCCAGCUACAGGCUGUGAGGAACAGUGA
Molecule: messenger RNA, 1323 nt
Organism: Chelmon rostratus (copperband butterflyfish)
Lineage: Eukaryota; Metazoa; Chordata; Actinopteri; Chaetodontiformes; Chaetodontidae
Gene: hsf4
Product: heat shock transcription factor 4
Exons: 12
Coding region: 1-1323 (440 amino acids)
Biological process (GO): regulation of DNA-templated transcription
Molecular function (GO): DNA-binding transcription factor activity; sequence-specific DNA binding
Source: RefSeq, a predicted model, not a curated record